UUUGAGUUGUGCUAUUAAAAUAAAUAAAAUAUGUAAUAUAAACUUCAUUAUUUACGUGGCUGCCCGUCGGCCACGAGUCCAAGUAUCCUGCGGUUCGUGGCAUAUUCUUGUCCUUCAUAGAUCUAUCUCUAGUCAAAUCUCUGUUUCUUUCCCCUUUCUCUCACUAGGUUGUGUUUGUUACAUGUAAAGAAUUUUACUUAUUUUGAAUUUUUAUAUUACCUUAUUUUUGUUGUAUGUAUAUUUUGUGUGGAAACACUGUCCCAUAUUAAGAGAAGAAAGGGAGAAAGAGCUAAGAUUGAAGAAAGGUUUUAUGGUACCACUAACCGAUGACUGUGGAUGAUGAGUGAAAACAAGGAUUUGGGCAUCAACUUAGGCCUCUCACUGGGCCCCACAAGCCAUGGUGCGGGUGCUAGCAUGGCGCUGGCACUGCCCUCUCCUGUUUCCGAGCUCGUGUGGAAAUGUGCCAAACCCAUCACCGCAAACCGCUGGCCCUUUCUCCCCUCGAGCAAUGGCCGAGUUAAUGAUGCUGCCGAAAGCAGCAAGAAGAAUGAUGAUGUCCGAACAAAUGAAAAUAAAGUGGAUGGGCCAAUAAACUUGCAAUUUUGCGGCAAACUUACCGAACGUGCUCAGUGCAAUUAUAAUAGCCGAUUUGAAACCAAUGCUAGCACAAAACAAGUCAUGAGCAUUGCUAUUCCUUUGAGUCCCGAACCUCAAAAGCUCACCCAGCCGAAUUCGAGUUCCCAACAAGAAUCGGAUGAUGAAGUCAACUCAGCUCCUGGAAAAGCAAUUGAGAAUAAAAUUGAAAUUCCCAUUCCUACCCCUGGGCCUGUUACAGCUCCAAAUAAGGCAUACAGUUCAUGCCAAAUUGGUCUUCUGUAUGGAGAAAAAGGGAAAGAGAAAGUUAAAGCAUUAUCUGAUGGAUAUGAGCGCAAAAGAUCGUCAAACGACAGCCGUGAAAAUGCAGAAAGCAAUAAUAGUAUGAGCUUUUGCUCGAGAGGCUUAAAGAGAAUGCGAAUUCAAGAAAGCAGUUGUAUUUUGGCAGAUGGCAGCUCGUUCGUGAACUGGAUAUCGAACAUGACGAAGGGCAGCUCGGUUUGUAAUAAUAAAAAAUUGGAGUUUUCAUUGGGCGACAAUUUGCAUGAAAACCACAAAGAUAAUAAUAACUCGUGCAUGCAGAUUAUUGUGUCUGAUAGACACAAUAAUUGUGCCCCUGAAAAAAUUGGUAAAAGGGAGAGAUUUGCAACUAAGGGACCUUAUGAUGAUGGUUCAACAAGUUUGGAAACACUAAUUACGUCGGUUUUCGCAAAGAGAAUGGAUUCUCUCAAGCAGAUUAUGAACACACCGGAUAAAAUUAUAAAUUAUUCGAUGUGCAAAGUGAUUUGUUACUUCUGUGGCGAAAAUGGACAUGAUUUACGUAAAUGCCCUGAGCUAGCCGAGGCCGAGUUUGAGGAUCUUUUGACGAAAAUCGGUUUAGUUGCUGGGGUCGAAAAAGAAUAUUCCUCCUUGUGCAUUUCGUGCUUUGAGUUCGGUCAUUGGGCGAUUAAGUGUCCGGCCAGGGGUCAAUUUCGGAAUAUUGUUUGGAAAAAUUCAGCGUGUGAUUUUUCGAAUGCGGAAAAUGAAGUUGGUGAGAAAGAGGUGUUUCGCGCUGUAAGGAAAUUGCGCCUGUCACGCGCAGAAAUUAUCAGAUGGAUGAAUUCUGAUGUCUCUUUAUCGAAUUUAAACGGUUUUUUCCUCCGAUUGAGGCUUCAGAAAUUGGAAGCUAGACUAGAGGGGUCCGGUUACUAUGUUGCUCGAAUAACAGAGGAUACAGAGGGGAAUAUAUGUUGCAGCUCAAAGAAGCCUAUCUUGGUAGAUUUUGGAGGGUUCAAAUCGUACGUCGAGAGUCCUUAUGUGUCCAACCAUGAUUUUCUCGAGGAUGAGAUUAAGGCUUGGUGGGACAGAAUAAGGAAAGCCGGUGACCAAAUCCCAUCAUUAGCCGAGUUGGAAACGAAAAUCGAAGAUAAGACAAGUCUAGCAAAGAGAGACAGACCAACUGAAUCUGGCAGCCAGGGCAACCUAGGCUACGGUCCAGGGCCUAAUUUGAGGGAGGGGCAGCAGCACAUGUUAUACUCUGCCUAUAUAUACAUGUCUUAG
Messenger RNA from Striga asiatica, 2133 nucleotides. The record is from the annotation of a GenBank genome assembly. Lineage: Eukaryota; Viridiplantae; Streptophyta; Magnoliopsida; Lamiales; Orobanchaceae.